UAACAAAGAGAGCGAAACUAUUUCAGAGAACAACAAAAAAAAGGGAAUUACUUGGCAAAAUUGAAUUCUAUAAAUUUCGUGCAUUUGCUCGAUAUUGGUCAGUAAACCUCGCACUCUCUAUUUGUCAACUUUGAACGCAUCUUUAAUAACCUUCCAUAAUUUAUAAAUUUUGUGCUAUAAAGUAUAGUUCUGUGAUGAUUUCAAAAAAUAUUUUAAUUGCAUUGAGUGCCGUUAUUUGUUUGGCCAAUGCACGUACUUUUCAUCCAGAUUCCUUUUCUUUCGACGAUGACCUACUAAGUGGUAGAAGUUACAAAACGGAAGUUAAUGACGGACCUCCGCCUCAUGAAAAAUACGCAGAAAUGGCUCGUUAUAUUGUUCAUCGUUCAGAUUGGACCUCAAUGGGAACAAAUUCCUUACAAUUUCCCGGAUUUCCUAUGGUGAACAUUAUUUCGAUAGCAGACAGUCCCAAAAAUGCCAAAUCAACGGGAAAUAUCUACUUUUACUUGACGGAUUUGGAUUAUACGGGAAAAGAUUUGUCAGAAGAUAAUAAAUUGACGAUUAUGUUGUCGCAGGAUCAAGAUAUGUCCUGCAGAAAGGCGAACACAGAUUCGAUGGAGCCGACUUGUGCGAGAAUUAUGAUGACUGGAAGUAUUAAAAAGAUCGUUGAAGGUGAAGAAGAGUUUAAUUUUGCUCGUGAAGCAAUGUUCAGUCGGCAUCCAGCAGCCAAAAAAUGGAUUGCCACCCAUAAAUUCUACUUAUGUAAAUUGAUGAUUGAUAACAUUGUCGUACUCGAUUAUUACGGAGGUCCAAACUACGUUAAAGUUGAAGAUUACUACAAUGCCAAUUACGAUUGGAGUUCUACUAACAACAAUGAUACUGACACAAAAAAAUCCAUCAAAAAGGACUUUGUCAAAGCCGAUAGCGAUGAAUUCGUUGACGAUAACACGGUUUACGUAAAAAUUCACAAAGAGAUUGAAAUUCUCAAGAAAUACAAUAAGUAAAAAAAAGUUGCAAUAAAUCUUAUUUUUUAA
Molecule: messenger RNA, 1031 nt
Organism: Culicoides brevitarsis
Lineage: Eukaryota; Metazoa; Arthropoda; Insecta; Diptera; Ceratopogonidae
Gene: CREG
Product: protein CREG1
Exons: 4
Coding region: 195-1001 (268 amino acids)
Source: RefSeq, a predicted model, not a curated record